AUCAGUAGAGAUAAAGUCCUUUUGGUAAACUUAAAAGUUAAACCUGAGCCUGGUACAAAUGGCGAUUGUCAUAUUCAGAAUAAUACUUACUACAAAGAAUUUUCAAAAGAAACCUCUUGCAAUACUAGCCCUUGGUUUCCACAUAUCAAUAAGAUUGAUUUAGAAGAAGAAACAGCUACU
Molecule: messenger RNA, 180 nt
Organism: Dentiscutata heterogama
Lineage: Eukaryota; Fungi; Glomeromycota; Glomeromycetes; Diversisporales; Gigasporaceae
Source: the annotation of a GenBank genome assembly